Molecule: messenger RNA, 7577 nt
Organism: Patiria miniata (bat star)
Lineage: Eukaryota; Metazoa; Echinodermata; Asteroidea; Valvatida; Asterinidae
Product: 5'-3' exoribonuclease 1-like
Exons: 36
Coding region: 112-6606 (2164 amino acids)
Biological process (GO): nuclear-transcribed mRNA catabolic process; rRNA catabolic process
Cellular component (GO): nucleus
Molecular function (GO): RNA binding; 5'-3' RNA exonuclease activity
Source: RefSeq, a predicted model, not a curated record
CUUACGGUCACCCUGCCAUUUGUAUAUUGCUCACGAGAAAGAAAUCCCCGAGCAGCUGAGAAAUCGAAAUUGUCAUCAGCAUUCCUCAAGUUUUCUAUAUCUGUUUCCAAAAUGGGAGUUCCAAAGUUUUAUCGCUGGAUCAGCGAAAGGUAUCCAUGUUUGAGUGAAGUAGUAAAAGAAAACCAGAUUCCAGAAUUUGAUAAUUUGUACCUGGACAUGAAUGGAAUCAUCCACCCUUGCUCCCAUCCUAAUGAUGAAGAUGUCCAUUUUCGCAUCACUGAAGAGCAGAUCUUUGAAGCAAUAUUCCAUUAUAUUGAGGUACUGUUUCGCAUCAUCAAGCCUCGCAAGGUCUUCUUCAUGGCAGUGGACGGCGUGGCUCCGCGCGCCAAGAUGAACCAGCAACGAGGGCGCCGUUUCCGCUCGGCCCGAGAGGCGGAAGAGAGGGAGAAAGAAGCCAUGUCCAAGGGGGAGGUUCUGCCAUCGGAGAAACGCUUUGACUCCAACUGCAUCACCCCUGGCACGCCCUUCAUGGUGCGUCUUCAUGAACAGCUGAAAUACUUUGUGCGUCAGAAGCUGACCAAAGAUCCUACGUGGCAGGGACUGACAGUCUACCUCUCAGGACAUGAGACACCAGGAGAAGGAGAGCAUAAGAUCAUGGACUUCAUCCGUUCAGAGAGAGCUCGUAAGGACUAUGAUCCCAACACCAGGCACUGCCUGUAUGGCCUGGAUGCAGACCUGAUCAUGCUAGGCCUGAUUUCCCAUGAUCCUCACUUCUCCCUCCUGCGUGAGGAGGUCCGAUUCGGCAAGAUAGCCAACCAGAAACGACCCACGACCCCUGAAGAGACCACCUUUCACCUCUUGCACCUGUCACUCAUGCGGGAAUACCUGGAGAUUGAGUUCAGUGCACUCAAGCGUCACAUUGACUGGUUUGACAUGGAGCGUAUCAUUGAUGACUGGGUGCUUAUGGGAUACCUCGUUGGUAACGACUUCAUCCCCCAUCUGCCAAAUAUGCAUAUAUCCCACAACGCACUGCCCAUGUUGUACAAGGCCUACAUUGAGAUCCUGCCUUCGCUUGGUGGAUAUCUGAAUGAGCAUGGUACGCUGAAUCUGCCUCGCUUUGAGAAAUACCUGAUCCACUUGUCUAAGUUUGACAAGGAGAAAUUUGAGGAGACGUUUUCAGACCUGUCCUUCUUUUCUGGGAAGACGGACAUAAGAGCAUGGAAGAGCAACCGAGCUCAAGCCAAAAAAGAACAAGAGAAAGAAAGACGUGCUGCCAAGGCCAACUCCAACAAGUUCUCGGUGCUGGACAGCUUGGAUGAUGUGAUGGGACUCAAGCCUGGGGCUGGGUCAAAGGUCACCGGUCUGUCUUCUGAUUCCAGUCAAGGAGAUUCUUUGGAUGAGGAAGAUGGCGAUACAUUUGAGGAAGAGUUCAUAGCCCACAAGAGGGCCUACUACGAUGACAAGUUUGAAAUGGAAAACAUCACUGAUGAACAACUUUCUGUGAUUGUGUACAACUACAUCUUGGCAAUCCAGUGGAUCCUGGAUUAUUACUACAACGGUAUUCAGUCAUGGGGCUGGUACUACCCCUACCACUACGCUCCUUAUAUGUCUGACUUACGAGGAUUCAGCAACUUCAAGCUCAAGUAUGAGAAGGGUCAACCGUUCCUGCCUUUCCAGCAACUGUUGGGUGUACUGCCUGCUGCUAGUAAGGAACUACUUCCUGAACCUUACCAGAAACUGAUGACCAUGGACAGCUCCCCCAUUAUUGACUACUACCCAUUGGACUUUGCCAGUGACCUCAAUGGCAAGCUACAGCAGUGGGAGGCAGUUGUGCUCAUUCCAUUCAUCGAUGAGAAACGUCUGCUAGCUGCAAUGGAUGAUGUCAGUAAGUACCUGACAGAGGAGGAACGUAGUCGCAAUCGGCACGGACCUCACCUGAUGCACAUGUAUGAGGAGACAAUGAACUACAAAUACCCAUCCUCACUGCCUGGCCACUUCCCUGACAUCAAUGCAUGUAGGGUCAGGUGCCAGGAAUUAGACAAGGGUAUAUUUCAUCUGGAUCCCAGGCAGCUGAGACAAGGUCUAUGUGCAGGCACUAAGACCGGUGUCUACUUCCCUGGCUUCCCCACGCUGCAUCAUCUCAAAUUCACUACCCAGCUCAGAAAGGACGAUAUAAAAAUCUUCCAGCAAAACAGCCGAGGAGAGAGCAUCAUUCUCAGCAUUCAGACUGACAAUGCUGAUGUGGAGGCCGGGGAUGUGGCCAAUGAAGUAUUUGGUAAGAACUGCUUUGCUGAAUGGCCACAUCUGAAGGAAGUCAAAGUUGUUGCCGUAGCAGAUGACACAACCAGGUAUGAGCUGGUUGAGAGCAAGCAGAAGAGCCCUGAAGAGGCGGAGAAGCCAAGCGUCAAGAAACGUGACAUGUCUGAUUUUGAUGCUGCUGUCUGGGUCAAAGAUAUCAAGGCAAUUCAGGAAAGGUACCACAAGAGGAAAGGAGUGAUGAUCGGGCCGUCCUAUGUCUUGAUCUAUGCUUGUCCCUUAAUGGGAAGACGGUAUGUGAGUGGACAUAGUGGAGUGGUGACGUUAGAGAAGCAAUGGUCAAGUACUCCAGUCACCUACGCAUACCAGAUGAUGGUCAAGGAUAUAGCUGUACAUGACUCCACCUUCAAACAAUUCAAGACACUGGAGGAGGUCUUUCCGAAGGACUCGCAUUGCUUCAUGCUGGGGGCACCUAACUAUGGCUGUCAGGGUAGCGUUGUGGACAUAGAGGCAGGCAGGAUUCGUGUCUUGCUGUCAUGUCCCGUGGAGCCCAACCUCAACCAACUCAGGAAUUCUCAGAGUCACUAUGAAGUCCAGUACCUGCCUUCUUACAUCCUUGCCCAACGUCUUAGCCUGCCAUCACUCAUCAUCUCACGGUUAACUGGCAGCAUCUUUGUCGGCAGAGGAUCCAAACAUAGUUCCUCUGUGGCUCCGUCCAAUAACUUCAACAUCGGCCUGAAUCUGAAAUUCAACAAGUCCAACCAAGAGAUCCAAGGCUACUCCAAGAAGGAUGAGACGGGCACCUGGCUGUACUCCAUCAAGGUCCUGGAGGUCAUCAAAGACUACAUGGAAAAAUUUCCUGAAGUAUUCCGUCACAUUGGCCAGAAUCCACGUACCGACACUUACUUUGAAGAUAACUUGUUUGAAGGCAAAGCCGGCCGGAUGAAACAGCUGCAAGACUUCAUCAAGGCUUUGCCGUGCGCCAAGGUCUCCAAGGUAGAUGUGGGCUUGAAGAACCUGGACGAACCAAUCAUCAAGCUGAUAGAGGCAGAGGUUCAGAAGGUUGCAGGACUGAAAGUCAAAAAGCAGAAGUUGUCUGUAAGACCACACCUUCUCUACAAGCCUCUCCAUUAUCUUGGCAACUUGAUUCCAGACCCACAGGUGGAACAUGAGUUGUUUGAUCGAGUCGUUAAUGUCCGGGAGGGCUACACUGUGCCUCUAGGCCUGCAUGGGGUAAUCAUUGGAAUACAGCCAGGUGAAACCAUACUUGACUUCAUGUAUGAAGUUGUCUUUGACGAGGAGUUCCCUGGUGGCCUGGUAAUUCGCUGUACUGGUACCCGGGGCUACCGUUUACCAACCACAGCCAUCAUCAAUAUAUCGUACGGUUUGCGCAAAGAACAGGGCCAGCAGCAGAGCAAUAAGCCCAUGGCUGUUGUCAAACCACAGGCUUUCCAACAACCCAACGCCCAAACACAGAGCCGUGGCUGGUACUCGGACACAAUCGGUAGGCUGGGUGCUUCACAGCAGCAAUCAAGCCAGCGGCAGCAGCAGCAGCAGCAGCAGCAGCAGCAGCAGCAGCAGCAGCUGCAGCAGCAGCAGCAGCGUCAGCCGCAAGCACAGGUCCCAUCCAAGUCAACCUCAGCAAUCAACUACAAGGCUGCAUUAUCACAAAAAAACAACAGCAAGCAACAGAAGGAGCAAGGUUCCGUUGGCCAGCCUGCGCCAGCCAUGAAGAUCUUAACGAGGUCUGGCCCUAAGAUGAUCGCUCGCUCCCCCAUCAAGGAACCUAGCACCGGGAAAGGCACAUCACCCCAAAACACACCACCUAGACGGCAGAGCAAGGAAGAAAUAGAAAGCAAGAGGAAUGCAUCAAAGGAGCGUAGAAAAGAUUCAGGCUCCAAACCCGAGUUGGUGUCGUCAACAAGAGUUGUUUCUGACAAACCUCUUAAGGAGUCACAAAGCCGGGAUGAAAUCAAAGCAACCAAGUCCCCGCUCAUCAAGACAACGAAGCGAACCCCUGAAAACGAGGCGGACGAGUUUGCAAUCAUGUGGCGGAACCUCCAGAAAAACUCCAACAGUGGCACUUCAUCACCUGUCACUGAUAAGGAAAGCAGCCGGAGCGAUGAGCUGACCUCCCCCUUGGCCUCUGGGGGCCAAACACCCCUGUCUGAGGAGGAAGUGGUACAGCCCUCCAUCCAGAUGCAGCUGGCACUGUCUGCAUUGCCCAAGGUGGAAGCUCCUGUGUCAAAGGUCAUGGAGGACAACACCAAUCUCGAGGAAGGGGACGAGAAGGAAUGCGAGGGGGAAGAGUUUGAAGUGGAUACAGAGGCCCGGAUGACACCAAGAACAUAUGUGAAGUCUGGAACUGAGGAGUUGUGUCGAAUGCUUAACAUCACAUCCAUGUCAGAUGACAAUGAUCCACCCAAGGAUGUCGCUGUACCUCAUUCUAUCGUCAUAGAACCAUCAACGGGCAAGAAGCAAUAUGGUGUACGACUCACUGUCGACCAGUUAUUCGCAGGUGCCAGUGUUAAAAGCUCCUCACCCAGUAUAUCACCUGUACCAGUUACCCCUACGAAUCCUGCCUCUGCAACCAUGGUGCCACAUGGAGUGAGACAACCCACAGCAUAUCAGCCCCACCCCCUGGCUCAGCAGCCUGGGCCUGUGUCUGGUCCCCACCCUGGGGUUGUUAAAGCUCCCGUGCCUCUGCAUCCAAAUGGCACCUCAGACCAGCCAAGGUAUCAACGUCAAGGACUCCCACCCGGAUCCAGUGACCCUUUACCCAUCCCCAGGUCAGGGCCCCUACCCCAACCUCCAGGGCAAGUGGGUAUCCCUGCAUCUGCUGGUGUCAUGAUGUUGCCGCAGGGUCAGCUACAUCGGAUGAGUCCCGGCUCAGUACCUCAAGGCGCUGCGUCACCAGGACGGUUCCCAGCUGGGAUGUAUCCAGCCCAGCCUGUAGGCUCACCCGGCCAACAUAUGCCACUCCAUGUGCUUCAAGGUCCUCCUCUAGUUGCUGUUGGUCCUGGGCACCAAGGCAUGCCGCACCCCUCAAGUUUCAUAGUCCAGCCUGUACAAAAACCAGUUCAGCAGCAGCAGCAGCAGCAGCAGCAGCUGCUGCAAGCCACAGCACCGCAGCAGCAGUUAGGAGUUCAGCAGCUAGUGCAGCAGCCAAUCGGAAUUCACGGUCCUGGCAACCAAUCCCCGGCCAGCAUGGUGAAACCGGUACCCACUCAAAUGGAUCCCCAGCCCGCAGUACAUCUCCAACAGAAACCAGCGAGCGUUGCUCCUAACGUGAAUGCAUCCAACACCAACCAGUAUCCAGCAUCAGCAGCGCAGCAGCAGGGCGUGGUUGUUGCCCAAGUAAAUGCCCCUGGUUUUAAUGUUGUUAAACCGGGGCCGUUUCAAGCACCCUUUGACUUAAGAUCUCAACAGCAGCAGCAACAACAUCAUGUUGGUGUGCCGUUUGCCUCACCUGGAAGACCACAUAGUGGGCCUCAUGCCAUGAGCUCCCCCUCGCAGCCCCCGAACCUCAGACCUAGACCAGCAUUCCCAGGACCCCAGCAAGGUCAUCCUCUCCCCCAGGGCUACCCUAUGAGACCCCAGACCCCAUCCCAUGCUCUCCUCAUGUGGUGUCAACAGAGGGGCCUCCCGUCACCAAAGUAUCAAUUCCAAAAGAACAACACCACGGGUCAGUUGCGAGGUGUGGUCCAGUUAGCCGAUGGCAAGCAGUUCUAUGGACAAGACUGUCCAACAGACGCAAUGGCAGUAGAUGCUGCAGCUCAUGUUGCUAUGACGAACUUGACAUCACAAUCACCUAGAGGUCCCGCAAUGCAACAGAUGAGGCCUACCACCCGACCUUCAUUUGGUCCAAUGGGGCCAGUGCAUGGGCCUAUGAUUCACACCAGUGGACCAAACCCCUUUGUGCCUUUGCAGGUUACUAAGCAGCUCAACUCUCCACAGAGGUCAACAUCUACCGAGACAGAUGCAGAAUCACCAGGGAGAACACUCCCCGAACAACAAAUGGAAUAUCCCACCCAUGUUCCAUCCUCACAGAUUGCUCCCCCCUUUGCCAGAGUGGACUUUGCCCAAGCAAGAGACCAAUCAGGAAACAUGGACGAGUCCAAAUUGAGUUCCAGGAGGGAGCUUUACUUUGGGAAAACCAUUGUUGAAAUUGGCUCCCCCAUUAUAGAAGUGGCAGAAUCUGUUGGACCUCGAAAGUCAAGCAUUGAUGAAAUAUCUGGAGCAGUCCAUUCUGAGAUGAGGGAUUCUACCGCUGCAGCUGCCAAACGGCGCCGAUCUUCCUCCAAGGCCAAACUUGCAAUCAACUUUGGCGGGAAACCAGGACAGGACUAAGGUCACAUCGGUUCAAAGGUCCUUUUGAGGUUCGUUAAAAAAAAAAAUAGUUGAGUUUAAAGAUUUUUUUAUCUCUUUUAAAUUUCUCCCUAAAACCCCCAAAAUAUAUUCUUCAAUAAAAUGUUGAUUUGUUUUGCCAUUAUUGACCCACAAUUAAUCUAUCAUCCCACAUAUUUCCAGGUGUAUAUACCCCCAUUUUUUUUAAAAUUGAAAGUAUUAGAUUACUGUGUAUUAAAUGUGUGCAAAUAAUGGGAAAAUCUAUUUUUCACCAAGUUGCAAUCUAAGCCUUAAGGCCAUAUAUGUACAGAUAUAAAAACCUUUUUUGGUGCUGUUUUGGAGGUAACAUUUUUACUAUGAUUUUAAUCUUUUUUUUUUUUUUUUUAAUUUAGCAGCUGUAAUUUUCAGAAAUGGUUAGAUUUAGGGGUUAGUAUUUUAUAGCAAAUAUUGUUACACUGACCUGUUUAAAAAAGUUUGUUCAAAAAAAUGUUGUUCUUGAAGUCUGGUUCCCUGCCCCUACAAAUGAAACGGAGCAAUUCAUAAGCGUCAGGGGACCAGACUAGCUGGCGUGUACCCACCCAUCCAUGGAUGUGUAACAGAUUGCAAACUAAAUGUGGACUAACUUAAUUUGGUGAAUUGGGUCAGUCAGUCAUAAUAAUUUGGAAGUUUUGUUUUUGAUGUUUGCAAAUGUUGUAUAUUUGCCUUUAAGUCGGCAUUGAUGAAAAUACAUGAUAUGGAACAAAACCCAUUUUCUUUUAAUGGCUGCAUUUUUGGUUUACAACACUUGUCAUUCUUUAUAGGCCUAAUGUUCUCUUGUCACACAUUGAGCCCUCUGUGAUACAUCCCGUUGCUUUAUAAGAAUUGUUUUAUUAUUAUAAUGUGUACAUUCUGAAUGCCGGUCGGCUGUGAUCCAGUGAUAUCUUGUAUGCAGCUGUUUUUGGUGCGACAUAAAAUAGUUUUAUUAUAAUAAGGUA